Nothoprocta perdicaria is the source of this 1473-nucleotide messenger RNA. RefSeq names its product NADH:ubiquinone oxidoreductase subunit A8 (gene NDUFA8). The record is from RefSeq and is a predicted model, not a curated record. Lineage: Eukaryota; Metazoa; Chordata; Aves; Tinamiformes; Tinamidae. The transcript is spliced from 4 exons. Gene Ontology annotation, biological process: mitochondrial electron transport, NADH to ubiquinone. The coding region runs from base 36 to 554 and encodes 172 amino acids.
CUGAGGGGAGCUCAAGGAGAGCGGCGGGCGCCGCCAUGCCCGGCCGCGUCGAGGUGCCCUCGCUCGAGGAGCUCGACGUGCGCGAGGUGAGCGUCAGCUCGGCCGUGCUCAAGGCCGCGGCACAUCACUAUGGCUCGCAGUGCGACCGGCCCAACAAGGAGUUCAUGCUGUGCCGCUGGGAGGAGAAGGACCCGCGCAAGUGCCUCCGCGAGGGCCGCCAGGUCAACGAGUGCGCCCUCGAGUUCUUCAGGAAGAUUAAGCUGAACUGUGCUGAGCCCUUUACUGAAUACUGGACAUGUAUUGACUACACCAACAUGCAGGAGCUUCGCCGAUGCCGCAAACAACAGGCCGUGUUUGAUAACUGCGUACUAGAGAAGCUGGGUUGGGUGAGACCUGACCUGGGAGAGCUCUCUAAGGUCACAAAAGUGAAGACAGACAGACCUAUCCCUGAGAAUGUCUAUCACUCUCGACCUAGGCCGGAGCCAAAUCCACCCAUCGAAGGAGAAUUGAAGCCUUCUCCAUUUGGCAGUAGGCUUUUCUUCUGGUCCUGGUAAAUUGGGCAGCUUGUACUGCAACUGAAAUGCAAAGAUACAUGACUUACAACUGUAAACAGUCAAAUAUGCGUUGAGUAUAGUUAUAAUGAUUAAAAAACCCAAACAUUUAUGCGGCUUACUUGACUUUCUUGAACAUACUUGCACAUCCUAGCAGCUCAAAAAAAGCUUGUCUGGGAUGGAGUAGAAUGUAGUCUGAGUCUUUAACUGCUUCAGACAAUCAGAAACUGAGAUAAGAUUUCUUGUGCUAAUUUUAUUUGCUUUUUAAGGAGCUUGUUGCUCCUGGGUUGAGUAAACUUUGAUUACAAACAAGUUGCUAAUGUUUUCCCUUAGAAUCUUCCAAUUGAUUAUUGUGUAUUUUAGUUCCAAGAAAAUCCUUCUGUACAGCUUUACCCUAAGACUUGUAUUGGAGCAAAAAUUUAAUCAAGUCUGUGGCUUUUGCUGUUUGUGGGGUCAAUUUUGUUUAUGACACCAGGGUCCUUGUUCACCUUACCCAUUGCYUGUUCUUCAUGUAGCUGGUUUAGCUGCUUCUAUUUUAUUUUUUAAACYGAGGAACGCAAACAGCUUUAUCAGAAACUUGCGUUAUGUUUUAGGCUUUAAAAAACAAAAGAUUUCUGGACAACGCCCUUUUCUCAUAAGCUAUCUAAGAAGGUGGCUUCUUAAGGGGUCAUGGCAGAUCAUUGCUGCUGUCUCACUGUCAUAAUGUUUGGUAGGAAUUAGAUCUUGUGUGUCUUUUAUAUCCAGUGGCAAGAACCAUAUUAAAAAGACCCUAAAAAAAGGGGCAAAUUAACUUGUUUUCACAAAACUGUGUGUGGUUGAGCUUGCUCAAGGCCAGGCUUGGUUCAGCUGUAGCYUGAACUAUGGCAGAGAUGUGACUUUGUUCCUUCGGUAGACCAGGUGUGAUACUGUAAAGAUWGACUGU